GUGCCUUGGCUGAGACGCGGCCGGAGCUGAGGUUGGGAGGCAGGUUUCUUCUGUUACUGCUCAAGUUGAUGGGGAAAUUAAAUUGUUUUUCGUGUUUGUUUAUCUGUUGUGCUUAGUGAUACCUUGGUCAGUUCGUAAGGCAGUGUAAGUCUUGCUUAUUCAGAUAUAAGACUAAUAACAGGCGGAUACUGAUGUCCACAGCAGGUUGUCUCUGGAACGUAUGGUGUUUAUCCAUACAUAAUGGAUGACAAUGCCUCGGAGCUGAUCAAGCUCUCUUCUAGUGAAUCCAUUUAUGGCACACUUGCUAAUUUCGAGUUUGAGAAGAAGAUAGGAAAGGGCCAGUUCAGUGUAGUCCACCGAGCAAGAUGCAAGAUCGACCAAGCUGUGGUGGCUUUGAAAAAAGUUCAGAUCUUCGAGAUGAUGGAUUCAAAAGCAAGAUUAGAUUGCAUGAAAGAAAUUAAUCUAUUACAGAAACUGAAUCAUCCCAACAUCAUCCACUAUCUUGCGUCCUUCAUCGAAGACAAUGAACUCAACAUCGUGUUUGAGUUGGCUGAUGCUGGAGAUCUAUCUCGUAUGAUUCGGCACUUCCGUAAGCAGCAGCGUUUGAUACCAGAGAGGACAAUAUGGAAAUACUUUGUGCAACUGUGUUCUGCCCUUGAUCACAUGCACUCGAAGAGGAUAAUGCAUAGGGAUAUCAAGCCAGCUAAUGUCUUCAUCACAGCACAAGGCAUAGUGAAAUUAGGAGAUCUAGGGCUUGGCAGAUUCUUUAGCUCGAAGACCACGGCAGCACACUCUCUUGUUGGCACUCCAUACUACAUGAGCCCAGAGAGAAUUCACGAGCAUGGGUACAACUUCAAGAGUGAUAUCUGGUCUCUUGGAUGUUUGCUGUAUGAGAUGGCAGCCUUGCAGAGUCCAUUUUAUGGAGAUAAAAUGAACCUCUACUCACUUUGUAAGAAAAUUGAGUCCUGUGAUUAUCCACCACUCCCAGCUGAUCACUAUUCAUCAGAGCUCAGAACAUUGGUAGACAACUGCAUAAAUCCAGAGCCGGAUAAACGUCCAGACAUCACCUACGUGUACUCUGUGGCACGAGAGAUGCAUGCCCAAACUCAGUCUCCAAGUUCUUGUAGCUCAGCAAUGUCAGCUGCACACAUUGCUAAUGCAGAGGAAAAGAAUGUAAAUGAGAGUAGACAUAGCUUAGAGAGAAUAAAGCUACAGGACUAGCAGCGCGCCAACUGGAGUAGGUAUGCACGGUCUGAUGAUAUAAAUUCCCCAGCAAAUGCAUGGAAUGAUGCCCCAUCAUCAGCUGGCUCAAACAAGGAGGUGAAGAAAGGAAGUGAUGGAGAAGUUGCUCUCUCUGGACCUGGGCCUUCCUCUGGGGCUAGCACUGCGGGUGAUG
Messenger RNA from Penaeus vannamei (Pacific white shrimp), 1396 nucleotides. The record is from RefSeq and is a predicted model, not a curated record. Lineage: Eukaryota; Metazoa; Arthropoda; Malacostraca; Decapoda; Penaeidae.